UGCUUCAUAAGAUAUAUCUUGACAGUCGUCUUUCAUUUUUCAGUCUUUUAAAGGCUUUUAAAGUUAUUGAUUGUGUAUCUCUAUCCACAACCUUUAACAAUGUUGCUAUUCAAAACAUGUAACAGGUUCUAGGCUAAACCAGUCUGCAGCUAUUCCACAUGUGACCAAUAGGGCUCGACUUCCUGUUUCACGUUGCUGUCUGUCACACAGUACUGUGUGUCUCUGGAGUCACACACAAACACAACUCAACAGACAGGAAAACAGCCUGCACUUUUAAGGUCUGGCAUUAGAACAAGAACAAUGGAAGAAUAGGCACUUUGAGUAUCUGUUUUGAAAAUCAAAAGGGAGUUGAUUUCUGAAAGAAAAAGUAAAUAAUCUCCACAUUUAUAUGCUUGACAUGGGAAUGUAGUAUUGUUUAAGCCAGAGGAUAUCUUCUUCACAGACUCCCGGUACCUGAUCAGGUGAAGACAUACAUGUCAUCCAGUGUGUGUCUCCCAGAGGAGGAUCUCUCCUGUCCUGUGUUCUGUGACAUCUUCAGGGACCCUGUCCUCCUACCAUGUAGCCACAGCUUUUGUAAGACCUGCUUACAACGCUACUGGAACACCUCAGCCCUCAGACAGUGCCCUCCCUGUCUGCAGGAGAAGAGCUUCCAAGCGCACCCCUCCCUCCAACCUGGCUCUGAAGAACCUCUGUGAAGUUUUGCAACAGGGCAGGAUUCAGAGCUCAGCGGAGGGGAAUAGGGUACUUUGUAGUCUACAUGGAGAGAGACUCAGACUCUUCUGUCUGGUGGACAAGCAGCCUGUCUGUGUAGUGUGCCAAGCCUCGAAAAUACACAAGAACCAUGAAAGCGUACCCACAGAGAAGGCAGCACAGGGUUGCAAGAAUCAGGCCCUGGAGACAGAGGCAGAUAAAGGAUCUGUUUGUUGAACUCCACCAGUUCUUGUAUGAUGAAGAGGCAGCGAGGCUAGCUGCUCUGAAGGAGGAGGAAGAGGAGACAAUAGGGGUGAUGAAGAGUAUGGUGACAAAGGCUGCAGCAGGGAUGCUAUACCUCAAAGAGACUAUAACAGUCAUAACACAGGAGAUGACAGAUGCUGAAGACAUGACAUUGCUCCAGAACUUUAAAGUCACUAUAGAGAGAGCCCAGUGCACAGGGCAGGGUCCAGAGAGGAUUUCAGGGGUGCUGAUUGAUGUGGCCAAGCACCUCUGUAACCUCAAGUACAGAGUCUGGAAGAAAAUGCUUCUGCAUGUUGAAUACACUCCUGUGACCUUGGACCCAAACACAGCCCACCCCUGCCUUUUACUGUCACAUGACCUCACGUCCCUUGAGUACACCAGCCAGCCCCACCGUCUCCCUGACAACCCUGAGCGCUUCCACAUGGUUGCAGAGGUCCUGUGCAUGACCGGGCUUAGCUCAGGAAGCCACUGCUGGGUAGUGGAUAUUGGAUGUAAACAACUGGAUUCUGGGCGUGGCCUGUACGUCUGUCACCAGGAAUGUGGAGGUCCAGGCCAGGCCCGAGAACAGGUUUUGGACCAUGUGUCUGCGAGACAGGGAGUACAGAGCGAUGACCUGUCUUUCUUUGACCCUGCUGAUGACGAUACACCCCUUUACUCUUUCUCACACAAGUUCAGAGAAAGUGUUUCCGUAUUUUUAUACGCAAAGCAAACACCCUCUGACAAUCCUACCUGAGAGGACGUGUGUUACAGUGCAACAUAGUGGGGCAGGGCAUCCUUGUACAGUUCCCAACUGAUCAUUAUUUACAAUAAAUUAAUUUCUGUCAACCCA
Salmo salar (Atlantic salmon) is the source of this 1783-nucleotide messenger RNA. Lineage: Eukaryota; Metazoa; Chordata; Actinopteri; Salmoniformes; Salmonidae. The record is from RefSeq and is a predicted model, not a curated record.